Molecule: messenger RNA, 1822 nt
Organism: Impatiens glandulifera
Lineage: Eukaryota; Viridiplantae; Streptophyta; Magnoliopsida; Ericales; Balsaminaceae
Product: sulfite exporter TauE/SafE family protein 3-like
Exons: 12
Coding region: 1-1512 (503 amino acids)
Biological process (GO): protein ubiquitination
Cellular component (GO): Cul4A-RING E3 ubiquitin ligase complex; membrane
Source: RefSeq, a predicted model, not a curated record
AUGAAAACCAAAUAUCAUAAACUAGAGAGAACCUUGCUUUCACCUCUUUCUUCUUCAUACAAGACCAAUAAUAAUACUGCAUGGUCUAUAAUGGCUCUUGGGGAGUUCAACCAUAGAGCCAAAUGGAUAGCAUCAUGGAUGAUUCUCGGUUGCCUUCUCUUUGCUGUAAGCGAAGUUAGAAGUGCAGACAGGCUCCUCAGAAGUAACAAUACAUAUAAUAAUGUCAAGGAGAAUGAGACCGGAGAGGGAUUUGCUAUGAAGCUGCUGCACUUCUUCUGGCAAAGUGGAAAAUCUUCUUACCAACCUGUCUGGCCUGACAUGGAGUUUGGUUGGAGACUGGUGUUGGGAUCUGUGGUUGGAUUCUUCGGUGCAGCUCUGGGGAGCGUUGGAGGGGUUGGAGGAGGUGGAAUAUUCGUUCCCAUGCUUACUCUCAUCAUUGGGUUUGAUCCAAAAUCCUCAACUGCCAUUUCCAAAUGUAUGAUCAUGGGUGCAGCAGGAUCCACUGUGUACUACAAUUUGAGACUAAGGCACCCAACACAAGACCUGCCCUUAAUAGACUAUGAUCUAGCAUUGCUCUUUCAGCCUAUGCUUAUGCUGGGAAUUAGCAUCGGUGUUGCCUUCAAUGUCAUGUUUGCUGAUUGGAUGGUCACUGUGCUGCUUAUCAUCCUCUUCUUAGCUACCUCAACUAGAGCAUUAUUUAGAGGGAUAGAUACCUGGAAGAACGAAACACUGUUGAAGGAAGAAGCCAAGCUGUAUGAAGCACAAUCAAAACAAGUUGAUGGUCCUGAUGGGGAAUAUAAACCACUUUUGACUAGUUCUACUCCGAAAGUAGAAAAGGUUCCUCUGCAUCAGAAUAUUUACUGGAAAGAGUUGAUACUGUUAGUAUAUGUUUGGCUAGCUUUCCUUGCAGUUCAGAUAAUCAAGACAUAUACUGAAGCGUGUUCAGUUGAGUAUUGGGUCCUAAAUGCCUUGCAGGUGCCUAUUGCUGCGUCAAUCACAAUCUACGAAGCUGUUAGCUUAUUUAAGGGCACUAAAGUGAUUAAAUCAAGGGGAAAAGAAAUAACUUGGAAACCUCAUCUACUAUUUCUUUACUGUUGUUGUGGCAUAGUAGCUGGUAUGGUCGGUGGAUUGCUUGGUUUAGGAGGCGGUUUUAUAUUGGGACCCCUCUUCUUAGAGUUGGGAAUUCCUCCUCAGGUGGCAAGUGCGACAUCAACAUUUGCAAUGACCUUCUCAUCAACUAUGUCUGUCGUACAAUAUUACAUGCUGAAACGUUUCCCAGUUCCAUAUGCUGCUUAUUUUGUUCUAGUGGCCACAAUGGCCGCCUUCACUGGUCAACAUGUAGUGAGGAAGAUCAUAGUUUUAAUGGGAAGGGCGUCUAUAAUCGUGUUUAUACUAGCUCUAACAAUCUUCAUUAGCGCAAUCUCAUUGGGAGGUGUGGGCAUAGUGAACAUGGUUGAGAAGCUGGCAAAUCAAGAAUACAUGGGGUUUGAAAAUAUGUGUUAUCAAUCCUAGUUGAAAUGUCCUUUGGAUGAAUCAAUCAAUGGAUAUGGAUGGAAGAGAAUUGGGAUUGAAAUUGAGGAGAGAUAACUCUUCCUAGAUAAAAACCCUACAUGAUUCACUUAAUUCUAUAUCCUUUUGUGCAAGUAAAAAAAACAAACAAAAUGAAUAGUUUAUUGUAACGUUGUUGACAUAAAGAUUUGUUGUUCAUUUAAGGCUGCUGGCAUCGGAAGCCCUAAAACAAUAAACUGUCUGCGAUUUCCAUCGCAUCAUCUUCUUCUGUAAACAAUAUACAUAUAUAAAAAGAAUUUGACAAUUAUGUUUA